CAAAGGGUUGAGGAUGGCCUCCUCCUGGACCCUGCUGGGCCUGAACCUGAGCCGGACCCUGCUGCUGCUCUCUCUGCUCUUACCACCCAGGGCCCCCACCGGAGUUGGGGCCAGGAAGGUGGUUGUGCAGACGCUCACUGAGUUGCAUGGCUUCCUGGGUGACACCGUGACCCUGCCUUGUCACCUGCAAUCUUUGGACUCUGAAACCACGAGGGUGACUCAGAUAAGGUGGACAUGGCUGGAACCACUGGGGGACCCCAGCAUUGUGGCUGAAUUCCACUGGGAACGGGGCCCCAGCAUCCCAGAGCCCGACCGUGUGGAAUUCAAGGCCGCGAGGUUGGGUGCGGACCUGCUGGAUGCCUCGCUGAUCAUUCGUGAGCUGAGCCCUGGGGACGAAGCCAACUACACCUGUGAGAUCUACAUCAGCACGUCCCAGAAGGGGAGCGCAGGAACCUGGCUCCGGGUGUUCUGUGAGUGUGAGGGGGCGGGGCUUCCCGGAGGGGUGUGGUCGAAGUCUGGGGUCCUGGAAGAGCGGGGCUAG
Molecule: messenger RNA, 541 nt
Organism: Sorex araneus (European shrew)
Lineage: Eukaryota; Metazoa; Chordata; Mammalia; Eulipotyphla; Soricidae
Product: poliovirus receptor-like
Exons: 2
Coding region: 14-541 (175 amino acids)
Biological process (GO): susceptibility to natural killer cell mediated cytotoxicity; fusion of virus membrane with host plasma membrane; acrosome assembly
Cellular component (GO): apical junction complex; plasma membrane; focal adhesion
Molecular function (GO): cell adhesion molecule binding
Source: RefSeq, a predicted model, not a curated record